AUGGAGGAGGAGCUUCCGAGGCUGUUGGUGGACCUUAGGAAUGAAUGGGCAGUGCAAAGUCUGGUCCUUUUUAGCUUCGCACUGCAAGUAUUUCUGCUCAUGUUCGCUUGGAUCCGUCGGCACAGCGUGUCUACUUUCGCAAGGUUGCUCCUGUGGCUGGCUUACCAGCUGGCCGACUCUACAGCACUCUUCACUCUUGGGCACCUUUCAAUUAGCAGCAAGCUGCCGGAGCACCAGCUGGUGGCGUUCUGGGCCCCAUUCCUGCUGGUGCAUCUCGGCGGGCAGGACACCAUCAGCGCCUACUCCUUCGAGGACAACCGGCUGUGGUUGCGGCACCUUGAGACUCUUGUCUUGCAGGUGUUGGCAGCUGCCUAUGUCCUCUACAAGUAUAUGCCCAGCAGCGAGACGUUGGUCAUAGCUGCCGCCGUCUUGAUUUUUGUUGUCGGUAUUCUCAAGUAUGGGGAGAGGAUCUGGGCGCUGAGAUGCGCCAGCUUUGACAACAUGUGGAGCUCUUUUGACCAGUCGGAUGCCAGCGCUCGUGAAAGCCAAAGUGACAUCCUUCUCCGCCAAGUACUGGAAAGAAGGUUCUUCAUGAGAGAGGACGCGGAGGUGAUUCUGAUGGGAGCUCACGGCAUGUUCGAUGUAUGCAAGGGACUAUUCAUCGGCAUCCGGACAGAGCGUUCCAAGUAUAUGAGCGACGUCUUGCGGUCCUUCCAAAUGUAUGGCCGCCUGGACAAGUUGAUGGAGAUGGAGCUAUCCCUCAUGUAUGACAUCGUCUACACAAAGGCCAGCGUGAUCCACACAUGGUAUGGAUGGCGCAUCCGUAUCAUUUCACUGAUUGCCACGGUUGCUGCCUGCUGUCUGUUUCAGCUCAGCAACAAGCAUGGCCACGACAAGAAAGACGUGGCCAUCACCUACGUCUUGUUGGUUGGGGCCUUGAUCCUGGAGGUGAUAUCCAUGGCGAGGGCGCUCAUGUCCACCUGGACACGUGUCCUGUUGAACCAAAAGAACUGGCCCCGGCUCUACUACGAGCUUCAGUCUGUCCGGCACCUUCUUAGGGCUACAAGGCAUAGGAGGUGGUCAGGUUAUCUAGGGCAGUUCAACUUAUUCCAAUCUGUCGCCCAUGACGCAGUGAAGCCGAUGACUGGCAUGUCGACGGCAAGGUUUCUGGGUCUGGAGCUCUUGGUGGAGCAAUGGUGGGACGAACUGCACCACUCUCAGUCCACCGAGCUUUCAGAGUCUAUCAAGGAGAUGGUCCUGAGAGAGAUACUUGAGAUGGGAAAUCGUCGUGAGGACAUUGGCUCAAAGCCGGGUCUGGAGACACUAGAACGUUUGUUGCUGGACGAGUGUGUCAGCUGGAGCAUCCGAGACAUGGAGUUUGAGGACAGCAUUAUGGCCUGGCAUAUCGCUAGCGAGAUCUGCAUGUUCAAUGACCACAGCAACAAGGCAAGUCUGCUAGAUGCGAUCAGGGUGCUCUCCAACUACAUGAUGUUUCUCCUUGUGCUACGACCCUACAUGCUGCCCGGACCUGUCCGGCGCAGCCGCUACGUCCAUCUCCGUGACGAGCUGCAUGGGGUGAUGCAGAUUGCGACAGGAGACUCGGCCGAAGAGCGACGUAGGUGGGCACUUCGGAAGGGGUUAUCUGCUCAUAUGAAUUCCUUAGAUCCUCCUGCACAUUACGACACCGGAGUAAGACUUGGCGAUGUGCUCUGCCGCCGACACGACAGGCUGGACGUGAUCUUCAAAGUGUGGGUAGAGAUGUUGUGCUAUGUGGCCAACCACUGCAGUAGAGAGUCCCACGCCAGGCAGCUCAGCUGUGGUGGUGAACUCGUUACCAUAGUGUGGCUUAUGGCAAGGCAUGCCAACUUGUCUUAA
Molecule: messenger RNA, 1875 nt
Organism: Lolium rigidum
Lineage: Eukaryota; Viridiplantae; Streptophyta; Magnoliopsida; Poales; Poaceae
Exons: 1
Coding region: 1-1875 (624 amino acids)
Source: RefSeq, a predicted model, not a curated record